Molecule: messenger RNA, 1038 nt
Organism: Camellia sinensis
Lineage: Eukaryota; Viridiplantae; Streptophyta; Magnoliopsida; Ericales; Theaceae
Product: ER membrane protein complex subunit 8/9 homolog
Cellular component (GO): EMC complex
Source: RefSeq, a predicted model, not a curated record
ACUUUCUCCUCAAACAUUAGACUCUCGUAUACAAGUCCCCAAUCCAACCCAGCGAUCACUAGCACAACCACAGAGUCUCUCUCCCACUCUCCCUCUCUACUCUGGUGCAGUGUGUCACUCCGGCAUCACACAGCCACCGUAAUGGGCGGCGAGUUGCGGUACCAGAUCGGGCAAAACGCCUACAUCAAACUCAUCCUCCAUGCCCUAAAGCAUAGAUCCUCCGCCGUCAACGGCGUCCUCCUCGGCCGCCUCUCCGGCGGCGACUCCAACCCCGUCGUCGAGAUCGCCGACUCGGUCCCCCUCUUCCACUCCCAGAUCGGCCUCCUCCCUCCCCUCGAGAUCGCCCUAAUUCAGAUAGAAGAGUACUACGGUGCUCAAGGAUUGAGUAUUGUUGGUUACUUUCAUGCUAACGAGAGGUUCGAUGAUUCUGAGCUCGGAAAUGUCGCCAAGAACAUUGGCGAUCACAUACACCGAUACUUCUCCCAAGCUGGUUUGCUUUUGUUGGACAACAAAAAGCUUGAAGCUUUAUCCAAGGGAAAGGACAGGAGCCCUGUGAUACAGCUUUACACAAGAGAUUCAUCCAAGAGUUGGAAGCUAAUUGGAGAUGGAAGCAGCCGAUUAACCAUGAAGGAGCCAGCAGCAAAUAUAGUAUUGUUGGACUAUAUUUCAAAUCAGAAAUGGCAGGAUAUUGUUGAUUUUGAUGACCAUCUCGAUGACAUUAGCAAGGACUGGCUGAACCCCGAACUCUUCAGUUCAUGAGCAUUUGGCAAAAGUCGGCUAGCAUUGGUGUUUCUAAUUGGUCUUACUCAGCUGUUUAUGGCUUGAGUUUUGUAUGACGAACGACCCACAAACAAAGUAAGAUGUGGGAGGUUGAUAGUUUAUGAUUGUGGAAGAUCUUGUUGAUGUAUGAGCUGAAUAUUCAUUAUCUCCUCUUAGAUUCUAAAGAUUCUUCGGUAUUAAACUUAAUUUUCUAUUUAAAGGAACACGUUAGUUGAAGGUUUCUGGUUUUUGUUGUGGAAUGAAAGAUCUCUCUCUGUC